Messenger RNA from Schistosoma mattheei, 864 nucleotides. Lineage: Eukaryota; Metazoa; Platyhelminthes; Trematoda; Strigeidida; Schistosomatidae. The record is from the annotation of a GenBank genome assembly.
AUGCCCUCUAAAUUGUGUCACUUAUUUACAAACAUUUAUCCUACUGUCAUGAAUAAUAAAAUAAUUAGUGUGAAAGAUGCAAGUUCAAAUCUUAAUGCAAUCGUUCAGUUAAUCAGUCAAAAUGAUGGUGUAAUAGCACUUCCAACAGACACUAUCUAUGGAUUAGCUUGUUCCGUUUUUAAUCCUGAAGCAAUUGAACGAAUACGUCGUAUUAAAGGUCGUUCAGAGACUAAACCUAUGGCUAUAUGUUUAGAUCAGGUAUCGCAUAUCUCCCACUGGUGUGAUACAAAAAAUAUUCCAACUGGUCUGCUAUCAGAUCUUCUCCCUGGUCCUGUCACUGUUUUAUUACCACGUUUUUCUGAUAGACUUCAGGAUCCAUUGAGCAAUCAUUUGCUAAACUCAAGCGACAAGCGUGUUGGUAUUCGAAUACCAGAUUCUGGUUUUAUACGUAAACUUAUAUCAGCUUUGAAUGAACAAACGAAAUUUUCAUCAAUUAUUGGCAAUAAUGUUGAACAUUCUAGUGGUUGUGAUAGGCACGAUAGUAUAACUAUUGGUGGUGGUCAUCCAUUAGUGUUAACCUCAGCAAAUUUAAGUGGACAACCGUCGGCGAUUCAAAUCGAGGAAUUUUCCGAAAUUUGGUCAUCCAUUGACUUGAUCAUCAAUGGUGGUCCCAUUCAAUCUGAUAUGUCCUCAAAAAGCUCCGAUUGUAGCCGGGCCGGUUCAACCAUUAUUGACUUGUGCAACUGUGACAAGUCUGUUUAUUCUGUAGUACGAAAUGGCAGUGCAUUCAAUUCAACGGUAGCCAUAUUAGAAGGUCGUUACAAUCUUUCUCUCGCAGACAAUUUUUCCAACAUAAACAAUUGA